UUUUUUCGCUUUUCUUCUCUUUCUCCUCCCACCCCAUUUGUGAAUUUCACAUCCAACCACUUUUUUCAACCUUUCCUAGUAUCCUGUAAAAAGACUCUUUAUAAAGAGUCUAAGGUACUAGAAGUCAACUUUCCCACGCAGCGAACCUACACAAGUUCGCUAAAACUACCCCACCACACCGAUCACAGCCAACGCCUGUGAUCCUUUCUAUCAAACCGCAAAUAUGGCUGACAAGGGUCUUGAGGAUCUCGCCGAGGGGCAGAUCGAGUCUAACUACGAUGAGGUCACCGACUCCUUCGACUCCAUGGACCUGAAGCCCGAGCUGCUUCGCGGUGUCUACGCUUACGGUUUCGAGCGUCCUUCCGCCAUCCAGCAGCGUGCCAUCAUGCCUAUCAUCAAGGGCAACGAUGUUAUCGCCCAGGCUCAGUCCGGUACCGGUAAGACCGCUACCUUCUCUAUCUCCGCCCUGCAGAAGAUCGACCCCGAUGUCAAGGCCUGCCAGGCUCUGAUCCUUGCUCCCACCCGUGAGUUGGCUCAGCAGAUCCAGAAGGUCGUCGUUGCCAUCGGUGACUUCAUGUCCCUUGACUGCCACGCCUGUAUCGGUGGUACCAACGUCCGUGAGGAUAUGACCGCUCUCCGCGCCGGUCCCCAGAUCGUUGUCGGUACCCCCGGCCGUGUCCACGACAUGAUCCAGCGCCGUGUUCUGUCCACCACCGCCAUGAAGCUCUUCAUCCUCGAUGAGGCCGAUGAGAUGCUGUCGCGUGGUUUCACCGAGCAGAUCUACGAUAUCUUCCAGCUGCUUCCCCAGUCCACCCAGGUUACCCUGCUCUCCGCUACCAUGCCCCAGGAUGUCCUUGAGGUCACCACCAAGUUCAUGCGCGACCCCGUCCGUAUCCUUGUCAAGAAGCAGGAACUUACCCUUGAGGGUAUCAAGCAGUUCUACAUUGCUGUUGAGAAGGAGGAGUGGAAGCUCGACACCCUCUCCGAUCUCUACGAGACCGUCACCAUUACCCAAGCUGUCAUCUUCUGCAACACCCGCCGAAAGGUCGACUGGCUCACCGACAAGCUCACUGCCCGUGAUUUCACCGUCUCCGCUAUGCACGGUGACAUGGAGCAGUCUCAGCGUGAUAUUAUCAUGAAGGAGUUCCGUUCCGGUUCUUCCCGUGUCCUGAUCGCCACUGAUCUUUUGGCCCGUGGUAUCGAUGUCCAGCAGGUUUCCCUGGUCAUCAACUACGAUCUCCCCGCCAACCGCGAGAACUACAUUCACCGUAUCGGUCGUGGUGGUCGUUUCGGUCGCAAGGGUGUUGCCAUUAACUUCGUCACCGCUGACGAUGUUCGCAUGCUUCGCGAGAUCGAGCAGUUCUACUCCACCCAGGUUGAGGAGAUGCCCAUGAACGUGGCUGACCUCAUCUAAACACCCUAACUCUUGACGUCUUGAUGCGGUUUACGAUCGCAGAAUCUGCGUUAAAAGUGGCUUUCUGCGUUUCCGCCUGCAGUGUGCCGGGGAAGUGAAUGGGGCUAUGCUUCCGCAUAUUGAGUCGACAAGUCGACGCCUCGGGAUUUUCCCCGGCCCUUGCUAUGGUUUCCUAUGUCUUGCACCAACGGAGAUGAGACAUGUUUGCGUUCACCUCUUGCUGCUCCGUUUUCUCUUAUUUUUUUAUGCAUUUCCCUCUGUUUUCCCUUGUCUGUAUCUAGCUCGCUCUUGUUGGUUAAGGAUGCUGCCUAUUCUCGUACUUAAUCAAUAGACCGGGCCAAAAUGUGACUUGUUCCUCAGGGCGUUGUCCUUGAAUGAUAUUUAAA
Molecule: messenger RNA, 1800 nt
Organism: Penicillium samsonianum
Lineage: Eukaryota; Fungi; Ascomycota; Eurotiomycetes; Eurotiales; Aspergillaceae
Gene: tif1
Product: putative eukaryotic translation initiation factor 4
Exons: 5
Coding region: 224-1414 (396 amino acids)
Molecular function (GO): ATP binding; RNA binding; RNA helicase activity
Source: RefSeq, a predicted model, not a curated record